AUGAAUCGCAAUGGAAAGGAAUUGGGCUUCAGCCUCAAAGAAAUCUGCCUCAAGGUCAUUGCAGAUCAUAUUGAUGAAUGGUUUUGCUCGUCGAUAUCGGAGUUAACAUUAAAAAAUUCAAUGUAUGUUCUUGGUCCAUUCGAAUGCCUCGCAAAGUUUAAGAAUUUGAAACUGCAACCGGUGGUUCUAACACAGUUCAACUCCAGUCCGGCUUUGAGCCGAAUUGCUGUGAUAGCUAAUUAUAUGAUCGAUUCCGAAUCAACUCAGCAAUUAAUCAACUUAUUAAGUAUGAAGAAGAAACUUAAAGUAAUGCACCUGCACCUACUGUUGCAUUCACGAUUGGAAGCAAUCGAUUUUACCGUGCCGUGCGCUUUCAUGAAUGAUAUCUUUAUUAAAAAGCUCGAAUAUCGAUGUCCGAAAUUAAUCAGAAUAUCUUUAAAGAACUGUUCCAAAGUAACGGCAAAGGCAAUCAAGUGCUUGGCUGAAGCUUUCAAUGCAUUACAGUAUCUCGAUCUUAGCAAUUGCUACAUGGCUUGUAAAGAUGAUGUGUUAAGCUGCAUUGGAAAUAACUGUGCACAAUUACGGCAAUUAAUUUUAGAUGGUUGUAGCAUGAUCACCGAUACUGGAAUAAAAAAUUUUUGCCAGUGUUUUGCCAAAGCUAAUCGAGAUCGCAAAUUAUUAAGGAAAUUGAGCCUAGUUAAUACACAGAUUACGGAUGCAGGUUUAAGGGAAGUAUUACAGACCUUUCGGCUGCUUUCCACACUUUCCGUCAGUGGAUGUAGAGACAUAGUAGAUCCAUUUUGUUCUUUCAUUCCUCAAAAAAAACUAUUUAGUCUUUCUAUUCUUGACCUAUCAAAUACGGGCAUUAAUGAUAUAUCUGUUGACCAUAUAACGACUCUAUGUCCUGGCUUACAUGAUAUUAACAUUAGUAAUUGUGAUAACGUAACAGACGUUACUAUUACUACUAUUAAUAGUAUUAGUGGAGUAAGAAGUUUUUCUAUUGCCGGUUGUCAUUUAAUUACGUUUACUAUUGGAAUUAUCCCUUUACUAUAUAAUCAUGGAUAUCAACUGGAAACGCUCAAUCUUUCCGGUAUGGAUAAUAUCGACUUAGCCGCUAUCUGGCAUCUUUGUCCUCGAUUAAAAGUAUUAAUAAUGGAAAGCUGCAAAGAUAUUUGUAAAACACCUACAUAUGGAAUAGAUACCAAUCAGAGUCGCCAUCUUCAUUUACAGAAACUAAAUCUGAAAGACAGUACAUUUUAUCAAGGGGAAGCAGACGUUGACGAAAGUCGUUCAGAUUGUUUAAAAUUUAUAAAGAAAUUUUGUGGUAAUACAUUGAAGUAUUUAUAUUGGAGUAGGAUGGAAGGAAUUACUGAUUCAUUAAUUUGUGAUUUUCUAAAUGAAGAUUGCUUCAAUUCUUUAACUUAUUUGGAAUUACGUUACUGUCAUUAUAUCACAAGUGAUAGCCUAGAACAAAUUUUACAGUGUUGUCCAUCUUUGCAACAGUUAGAUAUUCGCUUCUGUCAGCAAAUAUCCACCGCCAAUAAUGAAGAGCUGAAAUCAUACGCAGAUGAGAUAAAUCAUAAUGUUACAAUCCUUUGGGAAUAA
Trichoplax adhaerens is the source of this 1605-nucleotide messenger RNA. RefSeq lists its product as uncharacterized. The record is from RefSeq and is a predicted model, not a curated record. The coding region runs from base 1 to 1605 and encodes 534 amino acids. Lineage: Eukaryota; Metazoa; Placozoa; Uniplacotomia; Trichoplacea; Trichoplacidae. The transcript is spliced from 5 exons. Gene Ontology annotation, cellular component: SCF ubiquitin ligase complex. Gene Ontology annotation, biological process: SCF-dependent proteasomal ubiquitin-dependent protein catabolic process.